AUGUCGGAGGCUCCAACUGCACCUGAUCCUGCGCCGGACAACAGGUUGUCUCGAACGCUGAAGCGCUACAAGGGAAAACUACGGCGCCGGCCUUCCAAGCCCAGAUGUAAAGUCUCAAAACGUCAUGUCAAGUUCGAACUAUUUUAUUCCCCAAGUGAAAGCAGCCAAAUGCUGAUGGCAGAGGAGUGCGAACAGAGGUACCCGGCCCUCAAGGCUAGGGACCAUUGCAGGGCCACCAACGGGGAUGCCAUUGCCCUGGCAAAUGUCUGCCUGCAGCGCUGUCUCGCUCAUCACACGCAGUAUGCAACACUGAGUCAUCGCUGGAGCGAAGAGACAAGCCAGAUCAGCCUGCUCCAACAUAACUUGCACGAAAGGCUUAGCACGGGGAUAGCCCUCUCUGCGCUGCCCAUAAUGUUCCGGGAUGUUGUUCACAUCCUGCGGCAAGUAGGGUUCAAAUAUGUAUGGAUUGACUGUCUCUGCAUGAUUCAAGAUUCUGACAACGACGAAGAUUGGCGGUAUGAAGCCACGCGGAUAGGAGCGGUCUAUCAAAACUCAACCCUGACCGUUCUCAUGGCGCAGUGA
Molecule: messenger RNA, 582 nt
Organism: Cryphonectria parasitica EP155
Lineage: Eukaryota; Fungi; Ascomycota; Sordariomycetes; Diaporthales; Cryphonectriaceae
Product: HET-domain-containing protein
Exons: 3
Coding region: 1-582 (193 amino acids)
Source: RefSeq, a predicted model, not a curated record